Molecule: messenger RNA, 8230 nt
Organism: Coregonus sp. 'balchen'
Lineage: Eukaryota; Metazoa; Chordata; Actinopteri; Salmoniformes; Salmonidae
Source: the annotation of a GenBank genome assembly
AUGGAUGCUGCCAGACUAAAGUUGGCAAAGGACUCGAAGCUUCAAAGGCCGGUGUCUGAAAACAAGGUCAGUUCUACAUUCUAGGUAACACUGUUCCAACUGUUUGUCAUGGAAAUCUACAGGAUGUAGCUAGCUAUGAAGACAAUCCUUACCCCGUUCUUAUCACACAUGAUUCAACUAACUAAUAAUAGGCAGCGUUGGGGAAGCUACUCUUUGAAAAUAUAGCUAGCUACAGUUUACCAAACUACAGUACCAAUUAACUUCUUCAAGUGAAGUAAGAUGCACUAAAGCUACCCUUAAUAAAACAUCUCGUUUACUUAACUAACGAAAGUUACUUGAUAAAGUAGCCAGUGUACUAGCUACAUCCAAACUACUUCGUGAGAAAUUAUCAUGUUAAUUUGAAAUGUCAAACUACGAAUUGCAAGACAGAUCACUUUGGAGUCACAUUUUAAGUGUAAUUUGGCCUAUUAAACACAAUGUUUCAAGUGAGAAUUGGGCAGGUUUGAUGCCGAAAAAUAAAGGUAGUUAUUGCGUACUUCACCUAUGACUCUUUUGCUAAAAAGUAGUGUGUAGAUCCAGUAAGCAACACUGCUACAUUGCAAAGUAUUUAGGGUAGGUAAGUGUACCUAUUUAAGGAAAGGGGGAUACCUAGUCAGUUGUACAACUGAAAUGUGUGUUGUGCAUUUAACCCAACCCCUCAAUCAGAGCUUAAUCUAUUAUGUGACGUUUUUACAUUACUUACACCAUUUUAUUUUUAUGCGAGAUAAAAAGGUUUGGUAAAAUAUGAGAACUCAGGACUGGGCUUAAAGGAUACCGAAUGUACUAUUAAAGCCUGUGGGUUUUCCAAAUAAGCCCACCUCCAUAAAUCCAUUUUUAUUAAUUUCCAAAUGUUGAGUAAAACUGAAAUUUCUUAUGUAAGCUUAAUUAUAAUAUUCUCCACUAAAGUUAAAUUACUAUUCAUCAUGGAAGUUACUCAUAACAGGGGUGUCCAAUCGUAUCCAUAGGCUUGAUUAGUUGAAUCAGGUGUUACUGCUUGGUUAGAACAAAAUUCCUGCACCCGCACUGUCCCUCUGUGGAUAAGACGCCAUCUUUUAAUACUUUUUUUAAAAAGUGGGUUCACAUUUGCUGUACUCUUCUUGUUAGUUACAUUUUGUCUUCCUACAGCCUACUGUUUGAAUUGUACACGUGGUGGACCAAAAAACAGAAUCACCUGGAUGAAUGAAGGACAACAAUAUCACAAUGCCCUAACCGCAUGAGUAGUCGUCCAAUAGUCAGCUUGUCCCUUAUUUCUGAUAUUAAUCACUACCUGUAGGUAUUAUAUCCCUGAUCUUAAUCUUGCUAAGGGCACCAUGCAUAACUGUAGUUUGAGUAUUUUAAUCAAUUUAACCUCCAUGGGAUCUGUGUCCCAUGUACGGGACGGUUGAGCUAAUGUGAUUAGCAUGACUGUAAGUAACAGCAAACUUUCUAGGACAUAGACAUGUCUUAUAUGGGCAGGAAGCUUAAAUUAUUGUUAGUCUAACUGCACUGUCCAAUGUAUCAUGUCAACUGGUUUGAUACAUUCACCUCUGAAAGUAAAUAAUGUACUUGCAUUACAAUCAAAUGUUAUUUGUCGCAUACGUGUAUAGCAGAUGUUAUUGCGGGUGUAGCGAAAUGCUUGUGCUUCUAGCUCCGACAGUGCAGUAAUAUCUAACACUUUCACAACACACACACAUCUAAGUAAGGAAUGGCAUUUAAGACUAUAUAUACAGUGAGGGAAAGAAAUAUUUGAUCCCCUGCUGAUUAUGUACGUUUGCCUACUGACAAAGAAAUGAUCAGUCUAUAAUUUUAAUGGAAGGUUUAUUUGAACAGUGAGAGACAGAAUAACAAAAAAUAAAGGAAAAACGCAUGUCAAAAAUGUUAUAUAUUGAUUUGCAUUUUAAUGAGGGAAAUAAGUAUUUGACCCCCUCUCAAUCAGAAAGAUUUCUGGCUCCCAGGUGUCUUUUAUACAGGUAACGAGCUGAGAUUAGGAGCACACUCUUAAAGGGAGUGCUCCAAAUCUCAGCUUGUUACCUGUAUAAAAGACACCUGUCCACAGAAGCAAUCAAUCAAUCAGAUUCCAAACUCUCCACCAUGGCCAAGACCAAAGAGCUCUCCAAGGAUGUCAGGGACAAGAUUGUAGACCUACAUAAGGCUGGAAUGGGCUACAAGACCAUCGCCAAGCAGCUUGGUGAGAAGGUGACAACAGUUGGUGCGGUUAUUUGCAAAUGGAAGAAACACAAAAUAACUGUCAAUCUCCCUCGGCCUGGGGCUCCAUGCAAGAUCUCACCUCGUGGAGUUGCAAUGAUCAUGAGAACGGUGAGGAAUCAGCCCAGAACUACAUGGGAGGAUCUUGUCAAUGAUCUCAAGGCAGCUGGUACCAUGGUCACCAAGAAAACAAUUGGUAACACACUAUGCCGUGAAGGACUGAAAUCCUGCAGCGCCCGCAAGGUCCCCCUGCUCAAGAAAGCACUUAUUCAUGCCCGUCUGAAGUUUGCCAAUGAACAUCUGAAUGAUUCAGAGGAGAACUGGGUGUAAGUGUUGUGGUCAGAUGAGAUCAAAAUGGAGCUCUUUGGCAUCAACUCAACUCGCUGUGUUUGGAGGAGGAAUGCUGCCUAUGACCCCAAGAACACCAUCCCCACCAUCAAACAUGGAGGUGGAAACAUUAUGCUUUGGGUGUUUUUCUGCUAAGGGGACAGGACAACUUCACCGCAUCAAAGGGACGAUGGACACGGCCAUGUACCGUCAAGUCUUGGGUGAGAACCUCCUUCCCUCAGCCAGGGCAUUGCAAAUGGGUCGUGGAUGGGUAUUCCAGCAUGACAAUGACCCAAAACACAUGGCCAAGGCAACAAAGGAGUGGCUCAAGAAGAAGCACAUUAAGGUCAUGGACUGGCCUAGCCAGUCUCCAGACCUUAAUCCCAUAGAAAAUCUGUAGAGGGAGCUGAAGGUUCGAGUUGCCAAACGUCAGCCUCAACCUUAAUGACUUGGAGAAGAUCUGCAAAGAGGAGUGGGACAAAAUCCCUCCUGAGAUGUGUGCAAACCUGGUGGCCAACUACAAGAAACAUCUGACCUCUGUUUGCCAACAAGGGUUUUGCCACCAAGUACUAAGUCAUGUUUUGCAGAGGGGUCAAACACUUAUUUCCCUCAUUAAAAUGCAAAUCAAUUUAUAACAUUUUUGACGUGUUUUUCUGGGGGUUUUUUUUGUUCUGUCUCUCUGUUCAAAUAAACCUACCAUUAAAAUUAGACUGAUCAUUUCUUUGUCAGUGGGCUAACGUACAAAAUCAGCAGGGGCUCCAAUACUGUUUUUCCCUCACUGUAUAUGGACAAGCAAUGACAGAGCGGCAUGGACUAAGAUGCAGUAGAAAUAUUAGAAUACAGUAUAUACAUGAGAUGAGUAAUUAUUAGUGACUAGUGUUGCAUUUCUUAGUGGCCAGUGAUUUCAAUAGGCGGCAGCAGCCUCUAAUGUGCUAGUCAUGGAUGUUUAACCGUCUGAUGGCCUUGAGAUAGAAGCUGUUUUUCAUUCUCUCGGUCCCAGCUUUGAUACACCUGUAAUGACCUCGCCUUCUGGAUGAUAGUGGGGUGAACAGGCAGUGGCUUGGGUGGUUGAUGAUCUUUUUGGCCUUCCUGUGACAUCUGGUGCUGUAGGUGUCCUGGAGGGUGGGUAGUCGGUAAUCUUGCUCUGAUUUGUCAUCCUAAGGGUUCCAGAGAUAAAAUAUAGCAUCGUUUUGUUUGAUAAAAUACAUUUUUAUAUUCAAAUGUAUGACAUUCCUGGGCGUGUGUAAACUUACAUUUUGUAUAACCAUAUCAUUUUUGUAUUCUCUAUAGUUAUGUACUUAAAUGUAUCAAUUGACCAAUUCGGCACAUUUGGGGAGACUUGAUACAAAAUUGUCCAGUAUUGCAAUGCUUCACUGGAUCAAUCUUUAAUUUUGCACACUGCUGCUUUUUAGUGGCCAAAAUCUAAAUUGCGCAUAAACUCUAAUAUUAUAUUGUGGCCUCUCUUGCAUUUCAAAGAUGGAGGGCUCUUUUACCAGGUCUGUGUUAUGUUCUCCUACAUUAAUUUCACAUUUCCACAAACUUCAGUGUUUCCUUUCAAAUGGUAUCAAGAAUAUGCAUGUCAUUUUAGGGAAAUUGAAGAAAAAAAGGGUCUGAUCCUUAAGAGGUUAGAUCUUAAGAAAAUGUAUGCUCAGGUUCAGUGACUAUUAGGCAGUGUAAAAAGUACUUUUUUGGGGGGUAUCUGUACUUUACUAUACUAUUAUUUUUGACAACUUUUACUUCACUACAUUCCUAAAGAAAAUAUUGUGCUUUUUACUCCAUACAUUUUCCAUGACAACCCAAAGUACUUACAUUUUGAAUGCUUAGCAGGAUGGUAACAAUUUGAAAUUCACACACUUAUCAAGAGAACACGUGGUCAUCCCUACUGCCUAUGGUCUGGCGGACUCACUAAACACAUGCAUAUUUUGUAAAUAAUGUUUGAGUGUUGGAGUGUCCCUGGCUAUCCGUAAAUUUAAAAAACAAGAAUGGUGCCAUCUGCUUUGCUUAAUAUAAGGAAUUUGAAAUUAUUUCUACUUUUGAUACUUAAAUAUAUUUAAAACCAAAUACUUUUACUCAAGUAGUAUUUUACUGGGUGACUUUUACUUGAGUAACUUUCUACUAAGUUCAAUUUGCUACAUGUGUCGGUGCUGGGCUUGUACAAAAGCCUGCACCAUCCCGUGGGACUCAUUGGCCAGGCUACAAUAACACUGCUGUAACUAAAACAGGAAACCAUCAUCCUCCAAAUAGGACAUGUCGUCAUGGCUUGACCCAAACAAUUGACUGCAAUAUCUAGUAUGCAACAGAAACCAAUUGUUUGCAUAAAGCAGUGUGCUGGUAUCCUUUCUGCAUUAUCUUGCUGUAAUAGUAGUCCUAAAUGACUUCUCUCCCAUAUUUAGCGUACCAGUGAUGGGCCAAAGCGUGUUCCAGUGUCCCAGUCGUCCAGUGGUCACAAGCCUGCGGCCUACGCCACGCCAGCCCAGCGCGUUCUAGGGCCGUCAAAUGGACCACAGCGUAUCCAGCGACCCAUGACCCAACAGAAGCCGGAGACCACAGUCCUACGCACCAUCAAGACCACAGAACCGCAAGCUGGUGACCAGAACGUGAAUGCUGUUCAACCCCAGCCUAAACCUCAGUCUCAAAUCCAGAGCCUCAAAUCUGUUAAAGGUCCACCUCAAACCCAGACCCCCAAACCUGUUCAGACCCCCAGCCAGUCAAGGGUUCAGACCCUAACCCAGAGCCAGCCAAAGAACCAGACCAAUGCUUCGACUCCUGCAAGUUCUGAGCCAGCCAGAGCCACCGACCAAUCCAAGCAGGAAAAGCCACAAAGUAAGAGGCAAAACUUUUUAUAAUAGUCAGAUUGGAUGGGAGUAAUGCUUUGGUCCACUCUUACACUUGUGUUUUUGUUUGUUCAGAUAAACCUACCAAGACUGAAUCCUCAACUGCUUCUUCAAAGUAAGUGCAGGUGGUUGAAUGAACGUUGAUUCUGACCUCCGCAGACCAGAUGUUAUGAUUCUGUUAAAAUGUAACUGCUGUAGAAAAUAGGUACAAUACAGUUCUUCCUCGUUACUGUGAUGGUUAAACGUUUCAAAAUGACGUAACUGACUUGGCCAAUCUUCCUAUUGUAGGAAACGCUGGGCCCUGGAGAACUUUGACAUCGGUCGUCCCUUGGGGAAGGGUAAGUUUGGCAACGUGUACCUGGCCAGGGAGCGCCAGACCAUGUUCAUCCUGGCUCUCAAGGUGCUCUUCAAGAAGCAGCUGGAGAAGGCCGGAGUGGAGCACCAACUACGGAGGGAAGUGGAGAUCCAGUCACAUCUCAGGUUGGUACUGAUCAUGCGGUCCUAACUGGCAUUCAUUCAAAUAGAUGUGGACUGACUGGUGGUUGACACUGUCAGGUCUGUUUUUAGUGAUUUAGCCAACUCCUUUUGUUGGGGCAUAACAAGGAACAGUCAAAUUAAUAAAGCUCUUUUUACAUCAGCAAUUGACAGUGUUUUUUACAGUAAUCGGUCCUAGAGACCUGACCAGUCAGUGAGUGUAGUUGGCUAGUAGGAUCAAACCUUUUCUGGCCAUCAGGCUAGUCCUAGGAUUGUCCUUGUGGAUGAGCACCGCAUCAGCUGUAUUGUAGAACAUGAUGACAAUGCACCAAUUAAUUAUUCAGCCUCUCUCUCUCUCCCACAGGCACCCCAAUAUCCUGCGUCUCUAUGGUUACUUCCACGACACGGCUCGCGUUUACCUCAUCCUGGAGUUUGCUCCUAAAGGAGAGUUGUACAGUGAGCUCCAACGAUGUGGAAGCUUUACUGAACAAAGGAGUGCCACAGUAAGAGGAUUUCUUUUUUCAUUUUGCUAACUUUGAGAAUAGUUUUGAAAAGGCCCGUGACCGUAGUUUAUAGAAUUAUUUGAAACGUGGCCCGCGACAGGAAAGAUGGCAACAACACAUGUGGCACCAGUAAUAUCAUAACUGAUCUAUGCCAUUUGAACGGUUUAGGGUAGCCAUGGGCAGUUUUCUGCGCAGUAAUGAUUCAGCCAUUUAAGCUGUGUAACUGUGGCUGUUCUGUUCGUCUGUAGGACACUCGGGGACUGAGUUCCAGCGAUCUAAAAUAUCAAAAUGAAAGAUGAGCUCAAGUGUCUGCUCUUAUCUCUGCAUUCCUGAUCAAUCAGUACCUUUGACACAUUUCAAUCACUUCAAAGCCUACAAUCCUUUGAACUGAAAUUGGCCUGGACCUGAUUUGCCAGAUCUUCGUAGUCUUAAGUGCCCUUAUUUAGAUUUUUUAUUUUAUUUUUUAUAUUAAGAUAUCAUCACAAAAACAAGUUGUUAAGGGAGAGAAAAUAGGAAACCUCCAUUUAAUUUGAAUUCACGUGCUGCAAUUCCUAAGUCUUCCUUAUGUGGCUCAGAAGUUUGGACACCCCCGGCCUAAAUGGAAGCCAUUCUCUUUCUCCAGUACAUUAUGGAGCUGGCAGAUGCCCUGAACUACUGCCACUCUAAGAAAGUGAUCCACCGGGACAUCAAGCCUGAGAACCUGCUGCUGGGGGCCAACGGGGAGCUGAAGAUAGCAGACUUUGGCUGGUCGGUGCACACACCCUCCUCAAGGUAACCACUCAAUCUAUCAGUCUCCCUUGUUAGUAAUUUAUUUGCAACUUUAGAUUGUGUGGGCAAGGACAUUGAUGUAAAAUGGGAGUUUGCUUUUGCAGCCAGAUAAACAUUGUCAUGGGCAAUAGUUUCUCUAAUGUUACUUUUCUAUUUGCUAUGUUUCACCUCCCUGAAUAUACCCCUGAUGCACUUCUUCCGCCCUCUGUCCAGGAGGUCGACUCUGUGUGGGACUCUGGACUACCUGCCUCCAGAGAUGAUUGAGGGCAGAACCCACGAUGAGAAGGUGGAUCUGUGGAGCCUGGGGGUGCUCUGCUAUGAGUUCCUGGUGGGACGCCCUCCCUUUGAGACCAAGAACAAUGAGGACACCUACCGCAAGAUCUCACGGGUAAGAACUGAAGUUAUUUUCUGUAGAGCUGUUGGUAUUGCUUUACAACUUGGCAAAACCCACUUACUGCAGUGUACACAUUAUUGAUUCAGCUUUGAGCUUACUAGCUUACAUUUAGAUCAAAUUGUAUUUGUCACAUGCUUUGUAAACUAACGGUGAAAUGCAUACUUAAAACCAUGCUUAGAUAAAACUGUUCAUGUGGUGCUCAGUUGGUAAGAGCUUAGAACUGGCUGACUGUGAAUUGAUCUCUUAUUUAGCUGUUUGGUGUUGGUUUACAAUAGGAAAAUCUCCCAUUUAUUACUGCACAAACUAUUGAUUCAACUUGAACGGUAUUGGUUCACAUUUUGAUAAAACUAGUCUGGUGUUACCCAGUUUACCUUGGCGUUGCUAGCACCACGGUUUUAAAGUGUCCAUUUCCUGCAUGGAUCACGUACACAUACUAAAAUGUAUUGGUAGAUGUUUAGGAUAAACUGAACAAAUGUCAUAUUAUAUAUUCCUGUAACACAGCUCUGAAUCCCCUCUUGUUCUUGCAGGUGGAGUUCACUUACCCGGCCCACGUCAGCGCCGGCAGCAGAGACCUGAUAGACACGCUGCUCAAGCACAACCCCCUCCACAGGCUCCCUAUCCAGGGUGUCCUGACCCACCCCUGGGUGGUGGGGAACUCUACCAAGACACCCACCGCCAUGUCUCACAGCCCAGAGCAAAGCAAAUGA